AGGGCGGCGGGAGCUCGGCCACGGCGGCCGGAGCGCUGCGGGGCUCGGCCAGCCUCCGUCACUCCCUCCGUCCCGCUCCAUCACCACCCCCUCCAUAACCAGCCCAGUCAUCCCUAAAUCACCACCUCCAUUACCACCUUCAUCCCCAUCCAACCCUCGGAAGGGGCACGUAAAAGCCAGGCUAAGAUUUUGGGGAGGCGUUUUCCAACUCGGCACAGACCAAACAUUUCCAGAUGUCGUCAACCCCAGGUCACUCCGGGCCGGUUGGGACGGACAUUACCUCAGUGUGGGAUGGCAAAGGUCACCUGAAACCCAUCACAUAUCACCUUCAGAAAUGCAAAUGAGCCACUUCCAAACCACCCCACCCAUUCUGAAAACAGAAUGGGCCAUAGCAGAGGAAUUAAGGAGGGAAGUAGGAAGGAUGGCUGGAAGGCAGCUAAGAGUUUUAUACAGGAGAAAGAAAACAGCAAUGGUUAAAAGCUGAGGGCAGCGCAGAGCGGAAGGGAAGCAGCAGCGCCUGAGUAAGAGCAUCUGCGCAGCUCCACAUACACACAAAAAAAAAGCAACCAAAAAAAAAAAAAAAAAAAAAGCAAAAAAAAAAAAGCAGAAGUCGUCGGGGGUAGUGAAUUAGCAGUUGUGGACUGAGAAAAUCCAUACAGGAAGCAAAACAAAAGAGAAAUCUCAGGCCACUGGGGCUAAGGACGCUGAGAGGGCGCUUCUGACAUAGAUGAAGUUGAUAAAGAAAAGUGCGAUCGCCGGGAGCUGGGACAGCCGCCCGCGGGAAGCGGGGCAGGCACCCGGAUCCACCGGCCGCUCCUCCGAUCUCAGGAAAAGAGCCAGAAGGUGCAAUUAUGCAUAAAGCAACGGCAGGAGGAAUUAAAAAGCAGAUUUCAAGAGAGGGCGGCUGCAGCUCUGCCGUGGGGCCCCUGCUCCCCUGAGACGAGAUGGCACCAGGAUGGCAGCAGGAUGGCUGAGCUUGACCCGUGUCCACCCACAUCAGUCCCCAGUCCUGCUUGGGACCAAGGGACACUGUGACCGCUCUGUCAUGGCUGAAGCCCUCGCCCACGGUGUGGGACAACUGUGGGUCCUGUGUCCCGAUCUGUUCUGGCUGGACGUGGGCAGCAGCCUGCGGUGCCUUUCGCCACAAGAUAAUUUGGAAAAUUAUGAGAAAUGGUGUUUGAGACGGCAUCUGGCCCACUGCUGCCGCCGCAGAAGUCCCUUGGGUCCCAGCCCGCAGAGCUGGGGCAGACGCGGCCAAGCAGGAACAGGAAAGGGGGGUGUUUUUCUCCCGAGCCUCCAAGAGUCCCACGCUCAGGCUCCCUCCCCACUCCUGGGAGCAGGCUGGGGCGGACACCCCCAAAUCCACGGAGAAAACAUUCUAAAAGUCAUAAAACCUAAAUACAUACAUGCAAAAAUUAAAAAAAUAAAUCCACCCCGGGAUCGCGGCGGCCGGGGCUGUUUGUGCCGCCGGCUCCGCGGGCGCGGAUGCGAUAAGAUAAAAGCAGGAACGGGGAGGGGCUGAGCGGAGCUGCGCGGAGCCGGGCGCACCCGUGGAGCCGCCGGCGAGGCCGGGCGGACGGACGGAGGGACAGACAGACACACAGACACACACAGACACACACACACACAGACAGGGUCAGUCGCACGAGCGAACGGACGGACGGACGGACCGGCCCCUCCGCUCCGCCCCCGCGCAGCCUCCGCCCCCGGCCGCGCCGCUCCGCUUUACAUAACCCGUCCGGGGCCGGGGUCCGCGCCCCGCGCCUCCGCCCGGCGGAAAUGCGGAGCCGCCUGCCCCGGUUUCCUGCCUGAGCCGAGCCGUGUUGAGCCGUGCUGAGCCGUGCGCCCCGUCCCGCCCGCCCCGUCCCGGGCGUUCCGCCGCUCCAUCAUGGGCGAGCGGCAGCCGGACGCCUUCUCCUGCAGCGCGGCCGCCUCGCUGGAGUCUCGGCAAUGAAUGGGCACUCGCUGCCGGCCGGCACGCCAGCGCAUCCCCGGGGCUGGCAUGAGUUCUGCGAGCUGCACGCCAUCAGCACCGCCAAGGAGCUGGCGCGGCACUACCUGCGCUUCGCCACCGAGCACCCGCACCAUGACCUCCUGGCCGCCGAGAACUUCUCGGUGCAGUUCACCGACCUCUUCCAGCAGUACUUCUGCCACGAGGUGAAGGAGGGCAUCGCCAUGAACCAGCUCCGCAUCCUGCCCGCCGGCCCGGCGCGGGAUUACCGGGACACGCACCGGCGGCACACCGAUGCUUCGCUGGGCACGGUGGCCGCCAAAGCCGAGGCGGAGCUCGGUGCCCGCCCCGAGCAGCCUGUCCGAGCCCCCGAGGCUGCUCCCUCUGGGCUGCGUAAGUCGUGGAGCUCGGAGGAGCUGGUGGGACCGGCACGGAGGCCCUUCUCGCUCAGCCAGCUGCGCAGGAGCUGGCGCAGCCUCUUCCGACGCCGCUCCUCGGAUGCGCUCCCCGGGGAUGGCGAGGGCGAGGCGGCGGAGGCGGCUCUCAAGCCGGGACUGGGGAAGCGCAUCCUGCCGUGGGGGCUGUCGCGGGAGCAGCCCCCCGAGAUGCGCAAGGAGGGGCUGCUCAAGUACGGGCUGCUGGAUGAGAAUUCCCUGGACAGCGGGACGCGCUGGCAGCGCUGCCGCCUGGUGCUGCGGAGAGCGGGGCCGCCCGACGCCGAGGAAUUUGUGCUGGAGCUCUUCGACCCACCCAAGGGCUCCAAGCCGAAGCUGCUCGUCGCCUGCUCCGCCGUGCAGGAGGUGAGGAGGUGUACACGCCUUGAGAUGCCCGAUAACCUCCACACCUUUGUCCUCAAGGUCACCAAUGCCACCGACAUCCUGUUUGAGGCAGGGGAUGAGCAGCAGCUCAGCUGCUGGACGGCCGAGAUCCGGGACUGUGUGCACAGGGGCAGGUCUGACACAGGUGACCCUGAGCUCCUGACGUGCCGACACCCCGACCCUGCGGCCUCCAGCCCCACCACCAGCACCGACCCCUUCAGCCAAGGGGCGACACCAGGGGGCCCGGGGGAGGCGGCGGGGCCGAAGAUGGAGCAGUUCCUCUCCUCCUGCCCCUGGUUCCAUGGGCCCAUCUCCCGUGUGAAGGCAGCUCAGCUGGUGCAGCUGGGGGGGCUGGAGGGCCACGGCGUGUUCCUGGUGCGGCAGAGCGAGACGCGCCGCGGCGAGUACGUGCUCACCUUCAACUUCCAGGGCAGAGCGAAGCACCUGCGGCUGGCGCUGACGGAGCGGGGCCAGUGCCGUGUCCAGCACCUCCGCUUCUCCUCCAUCGUGGAGAUGCUGCACCACUUCCACCGCUACCCCAUCCCGCUGGAAUGCGGCACCGCCUGCGAUGUCCGGCUCUCCAGCUACGUCGUCGUCCUGCCCCAGGCACAAGCUCCCGGCUCCAGCACCACGGUCCCACUGCCCCUGCCCUUUCCCAGCUGGAACCCCGAGUUCAGCCUCAUCCCCUCCGGCUCCUCCUGCCCACACGGCCCCGAUGAAACCCUCGGGGGUCCCCCAGCCGAGCAGAUCUUCCACCUGGUGCCACCACCGGCCGAGCUGGCACAGACCCUGCGCCCUGCCAGGGCCACCACGGCCACCGCGCCCCGGCCCCGUGACUCGGACUAUGAGGUGGAGGCACCGGGCCGGGGCCACGUCCGUGCCAUUGACAACCAGUACACACCACUCUGACCAGCACCACGCUGGCACUGGGAUGCACUUUCGGGUGGAGAAAUCCUGGAGACCUUCUGGGGGAUCCAUCGAGAGAAAGAAUGUACCUGUUUCUUCCUUCUGGUUAGGGAUUAUUAUUGUAUUUUUGCAAGGAAGGGGGUAAUUUUUCACUCCUGUACGGGUGUGCUCCCUCUCGUUGGCCUGUUAAAGGGCCUCUUAUUGUUGUUUUUGUUGUUCUUAUCAAAGCUUUCUCAUUACUGUUUACACAACGCCGCUUGUGCCUGUGCCGGGCCCGGUGUCCUGCCUGUCCCUGACAGCGCCCAGCUGAGGAACCAGGGGCUUGUGUUACACCCACGGAGUUGGAGGGAGUUAAAAAAAAAAAAAAAAAAAAAAAAAAACUAGGAUAACAAGAAGAAAAGGAUUGUAAAUUCAUUGUCAAGUUGCUGCUCCAGGCCUCGUCCUCCCACCCUGGCUGCUGAACCCACCAGCAAAGCCUGACCUGAGCUGAGCUCCCAUGAAGGGUGAUGAGCAGGGUUUGGGCUUUUUUGUUUUUAGCUAAGGCAAAAACUUGCUUUUUCUUGCUUUUCCUUUUUAACCCAGCACAGCCGUGGUCACUCCCUGGGCUAGCCAGAGGGAUCCUCAUCCUGCUCUCCCAGCUGAUUGAGACUGAACACUAAUUGCUCCAUCAUUAGCCAUGGCACCAGCUGAGAACUAACACAGAGACUGACACAAACCACUCCUGCUGGUGAGGGAGGGGUUUAUCCUGAUUUAUCCUGGUGAUGGAUGCAUUCUAUCCCGGUGAUGGAGGCUUUUUAUCCCUGUGCUGAAUGGGUUUUUAUCCUGGUGAUGGAGGUGUUUUUGUUCUGGUGAUGGAACUGUUCUAUCCUGGUGAUGGAACAGUUUUAUCCCAGUGCUGGAACCGUUUUAUCCCAGUGAUUUUAGGCACAAAUCUGAAGUCAGUUUUCCCCCUAAAGAACCCCCCUACUCUUGCUUGCCUUUCUUCCCCCCAAAACACCCUGUCACCAGGAGCUUGGUGGCAUUUUAAAGCUCCACAAUGGCCUCUUGCAGGCAAUGGGGGGCCCUGGGGACCACUCCUCACCUGGAGGAAAAACUUGUCCAAAUCCAGGGGUCCCAGCAUCCCCUAAUCCCCAACUGUCCCCAGAUUCUGCUGCUGCUCCUGAGCCCCUGGGGCUGCUUCACCUGCCUGGGGCAGCCGUGAGAGAGGAAGCACUUCUGAGAAGCUGCAGUUAUUUUAGGAAAGAGGAAGGGCUGGAACCGUUGCGCCACACAGGAGGGGAUGUUCACAGCAUUCAACUUCCAGAUUUCCCAGAGCAGCCUUCCCUGGGAUUUUGGAUGUAAAACUUGCCUUGAGAUUGCCUUGUAGAAAGCUUUUUAAUUUCUAUUUCCCUUGAAAUUGCAAUACACGUGGGAGCCCUCAGGAGCAUUAAUAUUUAGGAAUUAAUUUGAAAACAAAGCCUCGUUGGGCUGAGUUAGGGAAUUCCACAAAAAAAAUCCAGCCCCUAGGACAGGCUUUGGUGUGAGGCAGGUUCUGGGUGAGCUCGAAGUCCAAGGAGACAAAGUUAGGAGCUGAAGGGCAAGGCCAAAAUAUCUGGGGCCAAAGAGCCCAGGAAGAAGCCAUGAGAGCAAAUCUGGGUUUAUAAAUCAAAGUACGAGGCUGGGACAAACAGGAACCAUCAACUGGAGAAACCAUUUAGGUUUUCCUUCUCUGCCUCCCCGUUGCUUGCUCUUGCUCUCCCCUGGGGUUUCUGCAUUUAGAGCAGGCAAAGGCUUUUUUCCCCCCUUCUUUCUCUACACUUGUGCCUGAAACUGGAGCAUUAAGAGUAAAUUGCACUGGUCCUGCAGCACUGCCAGCCCUGGAGAGGCUGAUGGAGAAACAAAGCCAGCCCUGUCCUCACUGGGCUCCUCAGCUGUAUCCGCAUCCCAUUCUCCUCCCUGGAGCAGCACAAAGGCUGCAGCCAGAGGCAGGAGCACAUCCCCGGGGCUGGCUAGUGCCAGGCAAGGCAGCUCCUUCGAGGCUCAUAAAUAACUCCCCGUGCUCUUGCAUUUAUAGGGAUGGGGAAGGGAAGGGGGGACGGCGCAGCACAAGUUGUCGUUUCCUUUCCUUGCUCGCUGCCUGCUUCCCAAAGCCUUGGAAAACAUAGGGAUGUGCUAAAUCUUGCUAAGAUUCCUGGUUUUACUCCCACUGAGCUCCAGGCAGCUGCAUUCAAAGGGGUUUUCCCCCAGAAGGAGAGGUGGAAUCACCCGAGUCUCCCUACAUCUGCAAAGAAAGGAUGGGCUGGGAAAAGGCAGCGCUAUUCACAUCCCUUGCCAGAUGAAUCCAGAGAAAUCCUUGCCAGAUAAAUCCGAUGCUGCUGGGGUGGGUUGUUUUGGCACGCCAGGACUUUAUUGUUCCAGUGCCAGAACUGAAACAUGCGUGUGCAUGUGGUAUUUUUAACCUGCAGUUUAAUUACAAGGGGGUUCUCCACAGUUUAAAUGGAAAUUGCUGUGCUUGAUUAGUAAAAUACACGUUGGGUUCAUUAUCUCCCUGUCAGCCACUUCCCCCAUGCAAACAAACUCCAGUAGGGGAGAACUCCUGUUCUCCCCACCAGUGAGCAGUGGGAGAGUCCCUCUGAUUAUUUAAUAGUUAAUUCCAUGCCCAGAUUCACCCACAGGCAGUGAGGGCUGUCCAGCCCUCCCAGCUCCUCCAGCUCCUCAUUUCAGAUCCACUGCAGCAGGACCAGAGGGGUUUUUUGUGCUAUUUCCCAAGCUCCUGGGGGGACUGAGUUUGAAAUCCCAUUUCUCCUAGAAAACAUCUGGCUUGUGACACAGGUCAGAGCCUGACUCUGCUCCUGCCAACAUGUUACUCCAGCCCCAAGGUACUCACUCUGCGUUAUAGCAGCGGGCAAAGAGCAUUAAGCCAUUCCACUCCAUGGAAUAGAAGAAUUUUGCAGGAUUUUUAUACUCUUGUGACUUGAGAGAAGAGCUGAGGGCUGGGCAGGUUUAGUUCCCCAGCCCCUGUGGGCUUUUACUGGCAUUUAUGGGAAUUUUAGGAGGAGGGGAAGCCAAGGGGAGAGCCCCUGGCUGGCUUUGUGGAGGUGCAGCCUCCUUAGAAAUAAAGUCAGGUGCGGCCACCAGUUUGUGCCUUGGCCCUGGAGAUGGGCACAUGGAACACGAGUUUGGAUCCCACCUAACAAAGCCGUGAGCCCCAGGAGCAGCUCUUGGAGCUGGGCUGGAGGCCCUGCCUGUUGCCCCAGGAGAGCCUGGGGAUGGGAAGCCCCAUUUCAUCCAGCUACUCAGGACAGUUUUUAGCAAUAAAGAUGAAAACCAGGCAGUGCCUUUGCUCUGUGAUAACAGGGACCUGGUUUAGCGCACAAUCCAAGACUUGGGUCUCUCCAGGAUCCCUCUCCCUCCUCUUCCCCUUGCUGUUUGCUGGAACUGCUCCUGCUUGGUGGCCUUUGUGUCCCCAGGGGUGUCAGGUUCUGAAGGAGCUCCUGGAAUGAAGCAUUAUGUCUCCCUCCCUCCCUCCCACAUCCCAGCCCGUGCAACAGCACCGGCAGGUACCGAACACUGACACCACCAUUCCCCAACCAUCCCUUUGGGUUGAAGCUAACUUGGGGUGAAACCUCCAGGAAAAGUUCCAGGGAGAAGCCAAAGCUUCUCAUGCUUCAUUUGGACCACCAAACCCCGGUGUCAUGCAGCAUUCCAAACUUCUAGCUUUGAUCCAAACAGCCCAAAUAUUCCCCAGCAGUUCCCAGAGGCAGGGAGGUGACUGUGUAUUCCCUAACUCAGCCUUUAGCAGGACGAUUAAAGCCAACAAUUUUGUAUUAAUUUGAAAGUUCUACUUUUCACCUGCACAGAAAAGUUCUUCUUGUAAUUUUUUUCUAUAUAUUGUUUCUGUAUGUACUGUACAAGUAACUUAUUCUUGAAUAAUGCAAUUUUACCAUAAUAUUAAAAAAAAAAAUCUGCUCUUAAUAAACUGUUUUUAGAACUUGUUUCUCA
Cinclus cinclus is the source of this 7656-nucleotide messenger RNA. It is a transcript of the gene SH2B3, whose product is annotated as SH2B adaptor protein 3. The record is from RefSeq and is a predicted model, not a curated record. The transcript is spliced from 9 exons. Gene Ontology annotation, biological process: intracellular signal transduction. Gene Ontology annotation, cellular component: plasma membrane. The coding region runs from base 1951 to 3678 and encodes 575 amino acids. Gene Ontology annotation, molecular function: transmembrane receptor protein tyrosine kinase adaptor activity. NCBI's taxonomy places the organism in Eukaryota, Metazoa, Chordata, Aves, Passeriformes, Cinclidae.